AUGUGCGUAAUGGCGUCGUGUGACUUAGAGUUUGUGAAAGUAAUAGAAAAAGGUCGUUUUUUGAGGAUAUAUGAGACGAAGAGGGUGGAUAGUGGUGGAGUCGGUGGGAAACACGCCGUGAAGCUGUUUACCAGGUUCGAUCCAAAGACGGUUGAGCAUAUUCUUUGCGAAGAGUACAUGUUGAGACGCAUCGCCACAGCAACCAAUCAGCCCCCAUUCGUUAUCACCUACUUCGAGUCCAUGGAAUUGCGAGGUUAUUCCGCUUUCCUGUUGAGUAGUGUCAAAUGUGGUGGAAUGACAGAAGAACAGGCCAAAUUCUAUGCUUGUGAGCUCAUCUGUGGCUUGGAGCAUCUCCACUCACUGGACAUUGUGCAUUGUGAUAUCAAACCGGAGAAUAUCUUUCCCUACCACACCGGCCAUAUCAUGAUCGCCGACUUCGAUUUUGCCGUGGACCAAUCAGUGCGCGGUGAUCCUAACUACAGAAACUAUGCUGGUGGAACGCCAGGCUAUGUAGCUCCUGAGAUUUUGAAGAGAAUGACUUGCACGAAGAAAUCGGAUGUGUGGAGUAUGGCUGCUGUGAUAGGUGAUCUAGUCAGUGCCAGAAUGUUGAGGGUGACAAGGGUCCAAUUGGGAAACACAAAAUCCGGAACGUGGUAUAAGCCUUUCUUGGCUAAUCUCACAAAUCCCUUCCAACUGUUCUUUACUCGAUGCUUCCGUGAAGACUAUAGACUGCGUCCGGCCAUUUGUGAGGUCAAACAAUUGAACUUCUUCGAAGACGUGGACUGGCAAAUGGUGGAGAAUCUCAAACUCACUCCCCCAUUCCACUUCCUCCACGAGGAGAAUUCACCUCAGCAACUGCCACAGGUGGGAAACAUCAACGAUGAUUCCAUAGUUGGUGGACCACGUGCUCCCUCCGAAGUGGACAACGACAUCGUCGCUUCAAGACCUAAAAGCCAUGAAAGUAUCUCGUUUCAUUCGGAUGAAGACAGUAUUUUGUCGAGGUCGCCAAGUCUGGAGUUUAACGAACACUGUGAAUGGGUGCCGAUCCGAAAGCAGUUCCAUGAAACCCCCUAA
Rodentolepis nana is the source of this 1074-nucleotide messenger RNA. NCBI's taxonomy places the organism in Eukaryota, Metazoa, Platyhelminthes, Cestoda, Cyclophyllidea, Hymenolepididae. The record is from the annotation of a GenBank genome assembly.